GGCAAAUCAAAAUGACAAAGGCACUGGAUCUGGGUCUCGUGGAUUGUGGUUGUGAUUGUUAAUUAGAUUAGUUUUGGUUCUGUAUUUUUUAUUUGAUAAGAUAAAGCUUUAAACCUUGAAUAUUUAAAUUAUGAGAAUGAAGUUUGAUAUCCAUUAUAAUUGGUAGAUGAAGUAUGAGAUUCAAUUUGAAGCUAAGGAAAGCUAAGCUCCUUUUGUUGGACUGAAAAUAAGGUCAAAGUUCUAUGGAAUGGAAAGAGAAAUUAUUGAUAGAGAUUUAUUUUCCAAGAAGGAAAAUAAAAAGAAACUCUUAUCAUGGGAAAGAUUGUCCAGUUGGAUUCACUGCAUAUGUGUUGUGACAUUUGACUUGGAACUUGGACAGGCAUUAGAGUAUACAUAUCCUCCAACUGCCGUUCUUCUAGAGGAAGAUAAGACAAACAUAUGCUACCUUGCAUUCCCAGAUUCAAAUUCUGGAUGCAUGGGAGAUACUAGAUACCAUAUCAGAAUUCGUCAAGCGGCCGGAUUGUCUCCACAAUCACCAUCUUCUCAUCAUCAAUUGUACAACCAAAAGUGUCCAAUUUUUCUUCAGGCUGAUUCAUGUUACUUCUAUGGCUUCGUCUAUUUCAGACAAGUAAAAGAUCCUUCCUUACCGAGAGGAUAUUUUCAGAAGAGUGUCAUCGUUUUGUCACGCCUACCUUUUAUAAGCUUAUUCUUGGAGGUGAUUGGACUGAUAGCUCCAGAAUUCUUCAAGAGUGGCUUCUCAAGUAUAGAAGCAGCCUGCCAUGAAAUCAAUCAGUGGCCGCUUCCUUUUCCGGGAGACACCGUUAGUCUUCCUCUGCUUGGCACUGUUAUUCAGGCUCAGAUACCGAGUGAAACCUACAAAUCAUGUUCGGGCACUAGUUCAGGAGUGUACAACGGACUGUUGUCGGCCUCGACUGUGCUGCCAUCUGUUCAUGAAAUCAACACUUUCGACUGCUUCGUAAAUUUUGUUCACCAUAUCCAGCUGUUAUGGGAACUGGUGCUGAUUGCCGAGCCUAUUGUUGUUAUGGCCUCAUCUCCCACGAAAACCUCGCAAAUGGUGCAGGCACUAGUUAGUAUGAUUAUGCCUCUAAUGUAUUAUGCAGACUACAGGCCGUACUUCACCAUCCAUGACAGCGAAUUCAAAGAGUAUACUACUCGUACACACGCUCCACCUCCUAUAAUAUUGGGUGUUACCAAUCCAUUUUUCGCUAAAACGCUUCAGCAUUGGCCUCAUAUUCUCAAAGUGGCCGAUUCUACAAAACCUGACGCCCUUCAGAAACAUAAGCUGAAAAAGGGAAGUAAUUUGAAAAUGCUCGACUGUAAUCCUGGUCUCUACACUCAGUAUACUUCAUUUCUACAAAAAGACAAAUCAAUCGUGAAAAAACUGUUGAAAGGAAUUGAAACAAAUCGACCAAGUGAGGUGCAGUCAGCGCUACUCAGGAAAUACCUCCUAGAACUCACACACAGUUUCAUGAUACCUUUGGAACGGUAUAUGAGUACAUUGAUGCCUUUGCAAAAGAAUAUUUCUCCUUAUAAGGCUGCUCCGAGUCCGUGGCCGUUCAACCCAGAUGACUUUAUAGCUUCGUUGGAGACAUCGGGUCCCCAGCUGACAUCAGGCAUCAAAGGCGAUUGGAUCGGACUGUACCGGCGCUUCUUUCGCUCGCCGAAUUUCAGCGGCUGGUUCAACGCUCGCUACAAAGGCAUGAGCCACAAACUGCAAAUUCUGCAACUCGAAGCCCUGUCAGAUGCUGAUCUGAAGGACUGGGUUCAGGGCAAGCAGGAAGUGGAAGUAGUCGAUAUGAUAUUGAAGAUCCGUUGCCGCUUGCAACAGUGCGAGUCUGAAGAGGUUCCGCUCAGUAAGGAGAUCAGACAACAACUACAGCUCAGAGUCGACGAUAUUGUAUGUACGUUACCCGACGACCUAAAAACAGUACUCAAGACCAGUUGAUAUCUGACAAACCUUUCCUAUUACUUUGCGGUUUGUAUGUACAUAAGUAUCUUCUCGAUUAUUCCACAGUAUGUACAUACGUUCCUGUACAGCCAUUUUUAUCAUCAUUUCAACGACUGUUCUAAUUAUCAUUCAGUAUGUACAUACGAAUCCUAAUUAUCACUGUCAUUAUUAUCACUCUGUCCUAAUUAUCAUUGUCCUGAUUAUCACUCAGUAUAUACAUAAUAUGUUACUGUACAACUAUUUCUAUAAUCAUUUCAACGACUGUCCUAAUUAUCACUGUUUUAUAUUGUCCACUGUUAAAUCUAUCUUUAUUGUUAUCGUAGCUUCCUGAAAUAUUUCUUGGAUUAUUUCACAAUUUAUCCUUAUCUAAUUGUUCUUCUCGCCGUGAUUCCCCCCAAGCCGUCUUCCUACCUGUCACACUUUGGCUUGACAUGUUCUGUCUUCCUUUAUUUACUUUAUAUUCGGUAUUAACUCUUCUGUUUUAAUUCGUGCUAAUAGAACUAUUACUAUUUACUUCUACCCAGAAGAAACCAUUGAUUCCAAUCAGAACUCACUUAUUCACCAUCUUUCUCCUGCUUUUAAAAGAGUCGAAUAAUUUUGUGAUAGAGAACUUCACUGUAAGAAGGAAAGGAAUUUUAAAUUAUAGAAUAUAAGUAUUUAGGUAAUAAUCGAUCACAUUAGUUGUAGGUAUCGUUGAUCAGUUGGUGUUGGUUGUUGAGUGUUGAAAAAAUUCCGUUAACUGAACCAACAAAUUUUGGAUGAAGAUUUAACAAAUUUGUGCCCAAAAGGUAUCAUUUACGGGCUGCGUUGUAAUGCAUUGUAUAGUUGGAUUUUUAUGUAAAAUGUGUUGUUGAAAUUAGAUUGUAAUAUUAGACAGACAGACCAAGACUACAAAUUAGUUAUAUUCAAUCAUAAAUACUUUUCUGGGGCUGGUACCCAGAAAAGUGUAAUUACUUUUCUACUGGAUGUUAACGUGAUACUAUAAUAGAGAUUACAUCAAUAGAGAUUGAUGUAAUAUUCAUUCACCAAGGCAAUUAAUUAAUUAUUUUUUACAUAUUUUGGGGCUGGUACCCUGACAAGUGUAUUUGCUCUUUUGAAUGUUGUGAUCAUUAUGAUAAUGUGAAUCCAUUCCCUGAGAUAAUCGAUAUCAUUAUUUAUGCAAAUGUCAAAGUCAACAGGCAAUAACGUUAACAAAAAUCUGGUGGGGUACA
Nilaparvata lugens (brown planthopper) is the source of this 3180-nucleotide messenger RNA. RefSeq names its product protein DENND6A. Bases 248 to 1966 code for a protein of 572 amino acids. Gene Ontology annotation, molecular function: guanyl-nucleotide exchange factor activity. Gene Ontology annotation, cellular component: recycling endosome. The record is from RefSeq and is a predicted model, not a curated record. Lineage: Eukaryota; Metazoa; Arthropoda; Insecta; Hemiptera; Delphacidae. The transcript has 9 exons.